Molecule: messenger RNA, 1602 nt
Organism: Athalia rosae (coleseed sawfly)
Lineage: Eukaryota; Metazoa; Arthropoda; Insecta; Hymenoptera; Athaliidae
Gene: Fancl
Product: E3 ubiquitin-protein ligase FANCL
Exons: 6
Coding region: 244-1392 (382 amino acids)
Biological process (GO): interstrand cross-link repair; protein monoubiquitination
Cellular component (GO): Fanconi anaemia nuclear complex; nucleus
Molecular function (GO): ubiquitin protein ligase activity
Source: RefSeq, a predicted model, not a curated record
GUGCUUGCAGCCCGUGACGUCACAAUUUCUGUGUUUCGCACACAUGCAAGUACCUAACAAUCAGCUGUUGACAACAACAACUUCAUGUAAUGUUACUUUAUCACCGGGUGGUGUCAUUCAGUCUCAUUGCAUCAAAGAACGUCGAAGAUAUCCUACGUGCAAUGACGUCCAUCCGUUAAUUGGGUAAUGACUUUUGAACACCGAGUUAUUGUUUUGGUUCUCACUUGAGUAAAACCUGUAAAAAUGGAAAGUGGUGAAUGUGCAGAGAUUAUUAAGCGUCAUCCUGAAUUGAUACUAGUGUCAAACCAGCCUGUCACAUGGGAAGGCAUGUUGGGUUUGCCUGUCAAUUUGAUGGAAACAAAUAGAGUCAGAAUAAAGCUUACAAUACCAAAUUUUCCCCGCUUCAAUGACGCACAGCUUCGCUUUGGAAAGAAUGCAACGGUUGUGUUCCGUAAAAAUUUCAAUAAAAGAAUGAAGAAUUUAUUGCAAAGUGCAGUCUCAAUUUCUUCCUUCUUGAGACAAUUACAAGUAUUAAUUGGAGAAGCCUUUGGUCAAAACAGCAUAUGUCCAACAAACAUUGAUGUCUACUCUGUUAUUUCUGAAUUAGACGAUGUUAUGCGAUCAUCCUGUGAAGUACGACUUUCACAGAGCGAGGGUUUGAGUUUGGUUGAAUUAGUUUUGAGAGAUAUUUGCGUAAAAUUGAAGAGUGAUCCCAGUUGUGCAGAUAAAUGGAAGAUUGUUUCUUCCGAUGUAGGCCAACUACAAGGUUCUGAACUUGCAGUGGGAACAACGAUCACUCUGUGUGAAGCUGCAAAGAAACUUGAACACCAAGUUGAGUCAUUAGAGUUUGUCUGGGAAAAACUAAGAGACAUCGAUAGAAGUUGCUGGGUAAUCGAUCCACUCGUACCACAGCCUCAUCAUCUCUAUAGGCGGAUAAAAGUUACCCAAUAUUUGUCUCUUCUAAUCACUAUUGAUCCAACACAGCCGUCGAACCUACCAGACAUCAAGAUUCUGGGUAGUGGCCCGGAAGUCAAUAAAUACAGAGAAAUAGUUUCCGAAAAGUUUGAGCUUUGGAACCCGAUCAACAGCUUAUCAGAAAAUCUAUUACUGCUAUUGGAUUUACAAGAAUUUGCCCAACCUGACGAAGAGGAAUUGAAACACAAGAAUAGUGGUCUGUUCGAUGCGGAGGAAUGUGGUAUUUGUUAUGCAUUAAAAUUAAAUGAUGAAGAACUACCAAAUAUAGUCUGCAAUAAUUUGAAUUGCCGCAAGAAUUACCAUACUGAAUGCUUACGGCGGUGGUUACAGACAAUACCUGGUAAUCAAGUAGUAUUUAAUCAGAUCUAUGGUACUUGCGAGUAUUGUUGUCAGAAAAUAGCUUGUCCUGUGGAGUAGGAUGUGUGAGCAAUCACUACUGGAAGGCCUCAAUGAAUAUGUAUUGAGAGAUUGUCAUUUGCAUCAAAAUUUAUAAAUCAAUAUUCACAGAUAUAAAUAGUUUAUUUUUGUAAGUAAGCCAAGUGAAAUUUUUUGUACCGAAGAUAUUUUCUAAGAAAAGAAUAAAUAUUUAACUAUUAAAAAAAAAUUCGAGAUCCCUAGAGCAUUUCA